ACAGGGUGUGGCGUACGUCAAGGUGUGACAAGUCACCUCUACCUGGCGUAAUGUGACGUCACAACGCCACGUGACGCCAGGCCCCGCCCCCUGUCCUGUGUCCCUGUCGCCCUACAUACGAUUUGCAACACCAGGAAGUGGAGUGCUAAGCGAAGCUGACGCGGGCACAGUUAUCGGGUGUCUGCUGCCAUUUCCGUCACGAAUACUUUACGAAUUCGGACACAGCGCGAAGCUUCAAGCUACAGGAGGCCGGCAUGGGAGUCUAGCUAGCCAGGUGAAGAACUGAACAAGGUGUGACUCAAAGCAAGCCCGGAGAGUCUCUUGGAAAGAGAGGCACGGUGUAGGGGUCAGCCAUGGCAUACCAGAACAGGGGCUACCAACACGACUCCUACAGCGGAGAUGACUAUGAUGAUGACGGCUACACCCAGCCGGACUACCCACCAUACCCACCUGGGGUGGAGACCAUUCCCAUGGGCCACAUGAACCAAGGCUAUGAAGAUGACUAUAACGACAGGAGAGGGGACAGACACACGGUGAACGACGUGCGAGUAGACGUGGACCGCCGCGGAUCCUACACCGAUGGUUACUAUGACGAUGAUGAUCAGGAAGAAUACUGGCGGGACAGAUACAGGCAGGAGUACGGAGGGGGCAGGGGGGGAAACAUCGCCGACCAACUACCCAGCAAACGGAUCGGUACAUUGGGACGUUCCUACGCUCACGUAGCUGCCAGCAUGUCCGAGGACCAGGUCUUGCGGAAAAGGUCGAGCAUGCGGCGUCGAAAGUCGCGACACCCCACCUUGCGGGCGGGUCCGUCGGCGCACGAAGCAGUGAUGAGUCCGACAGCGUACAUCGCAGACGAGAUCAUCGCAGAUGAGGAUCUGAUGGAGGAUACGGAGGCUGCCAGGCUGCGGAGGGAGGAAGCAAUCAAAGGGAUGGCCUCAGGGAUGUCUGCUAAGAGGAAAGUCAGGGACCGAGUGGAGAGGGAAUCGAAAAAGAGGAAGGAAAAGAAAGUGGGAAAGUGCACCAUCUGGUGUUCCAACCUGACCUAUGCGUGGCGACACUUCUUAAGCAAGAUCGCCGAGCUUCGCUACAUCUUCGUCCUGUGGCGCAGCCACCUCAAGAAGAUCGAGGGUUUCUUCGGCACCGGCAUCUUGUCUUACUUCAUCUUCUUGAAGACGUUGUUCCUGCUGAAUGUUCCGUUAUUCGUGCUGAGUUUCGGCUUCAUCACGAUCCCACAGCUGGUGUACCAGCCGAGCCCGACUGUCAACAACGCUAGCUUCACAGGGAUAGAGCUGCUCACUGGCGCAGGUUGGUUUGAAAACACAGAGCUGUACUAUGGCUACUACACCAACACUACGAUCAAACAGAACCCAGGGUUAAUGUACAACAUGCAGCUGGCCUACCUGUGUGCCGGAGGGGGGUACUUCCUACUCUGCCUCAUCAUACUCGUGCACAGAAUGUCUUCAUCCUUCCGGACGAACUACGUGGAGGCCAGCUUCGUGAAGAGCCAGUUUGUCGCCAAGAUCUUCACAUCCUGGGACUUCGGCAUCACGGAGAAGGAGGCGGCCAAGCUCAGGCACAAGAGCGUCUACACAGAGAUUGUGGAAUUACUAGCAGAGACCCACAAGCAGGCACAGGAGCUGACUGGAGGCCAGCGGUGCUGCCGGGUGAUGACUCGCAUCUGUACCUGGCUGCUGUACUUCGCCAUGCUGGGCGGAUCGUGUUACCUCGUCUUCUUCAUCGCAGAUAGGCUGAACACAACGAUCAUCCAAGCAAUCAGUGACAACCUUGCGGCCGGAAGCGCGACGGACGCCCUGCGUCUCCUGGCGAUGCCUCUCUGCAUCUCGGCUAUCAACUUCCUCCUGCCCUUCGCAUUCAGCAUCCUGGGCAGCAUUGAGAAGUACAAGUACCCACGGCACGAGCUCUACAUCAGCAUCUUCAGAACCAUCCUGCUGAAGUGGGCCAUCCUGGUUGUGCUACUGUGGUUCUGGCUCAACAAAAUCAGCGGCGACGCCAGCAACCUGGCGUGUUGGGAGACGUACGUGGGACAGGAGAUUUACCGUCUGGUCCUGGUGGACUUCGUUUUCCUGCUGCUGACCACUUUCAUCUCCGAGUUCAUCAGGAAUCUGUUUACUAAGUGUUGCUGUAAGAACCUGGGGAAGCCAGAGUUCGACAUCGCUCGUAAUGUGCUGGAUCUCAUUUACGCACAGGGGCUCUGCUGGUUGGGGGCGUUCUUCUCCCCACUGCUGCCGAUCAUCUGCAUGUUCAAACUCUUCGUCUUCUUCUAUGUCAAAAGGAUCAGUGUAUUGAUGAACUGUCGAGCAUCGAGCAAAGCGUGGCGAGCAGCUCAGGCCACCACCAUCUUCCUCACCAUCCUCCUACUCACGUUCUUCAUCGCACUGGCAGCCGUGGGCUACAGCAUCUUCGCAAUCAAGCCCUCAACUGACUGUGGACCUUUUAGGGGCCUGGCUAACAGUUACCAGUCUGUGUUGAACCUGCUGGACGUGUGGUCGCGCCAGGCCAACCUGAGCUGGAUCAAAGAAGUGGUGGAUGUCAUCGGGUCCGGCUACUGCAGGGCAUUCGUGGUCUGCAUCUUAUGCUUGUUGGUGUACUACUAUGCAAAGCUGUCAGCCAGCCACAAGAUCCUCGUGGAACGUCUCAAGCACCAGAUCUCAGAGGAGGGGAAAGACAAGCAGUUCCUACUCAAGAUGCUCCAAGACGCGUCCCCUAAGAAAGAUGGCUCCCAGAACCCCAACCGGACGUCAGCCAGUCCCCAGCGACCGACGUCGUCAGGGGCGACGCCUAACAACCAACCAGCCUCCCCGGCUAAGUCACCUGACCAGGGGGGUCAGGACGCGUUCGCCAUGGCGAUGGCUGCUAGGCAACAGCAUGAGGCUGUUGGAGCCCCGCCCCAGGAUUACUGA
This is a messenger RNA of Branchiostoma belcheri (Belcher's lancelet), 2924 nucleotides long. RefSeq names its product transmembrane channel-like protein 5. Lineage: Eukaryota; Metazoa; Chordata; Leptocardii; Amphioxiformes; Branchiostomatidae. The record is from RefSeq and is a predicted model, not a curated record. Bases 354 to 2924 code for a protein of 856 amino acids. Gene Ontology annotation, cellular component: plasma membrane. Gene Ontology annotation, molecular function: mechanosensitive monoatomic ion channel activity. The transcript has 20 exons.